CCGGUGAGCUGGUGAUGCUCCCAACUCCCGUGGUAUCACCCGUAGUGUCCAAUCGGGAGUGCGGUGCCGCAGCAGGCGCUGCCCUGCGCUCGCAGCGGGACUGCCACUCACAGCUGGCUCAGUGGCACCGGGUGCUGCUGGAUGUUCGUGCCUGAACGCUGAGUGGGCUUGCAAUGACUAUGUCAGAAAACACAAGAGACUCAGCAGAAAGGUCACCUACAUCAGACCUCAACGUGGCACUGCGUGAAUGUAUGGCAGCUCUGGAUUUAUUUCUUAACAACAAGUUCUCAGAUGCUUUGGCUUCUUUACAAGCAAAAACUAAAGACAGCAUGUAUCAUGCCCUGACUUAUGCCACCAUAUUGGAAAUGCAAGCUAUGAUGACAUUUGAUCCUCAGGACAUACUGAAUGCAGGGAACACAAUGAAGGAAGCUCAAGCCACCUGUCAAAGAUUUAGGAAGAAAUCCACAGUAGCUGAUUCUAUCAACAACCUUGUACAUAGACAAAGCCUUGAACACUUUACUGAAGAGGAAAUCCAUGCAGAAAUUUGCUAUGCUGAAUGUUUACUUCAGAGAGCAGCACUCACAUUCCUCCAGGAUGAGAAUAUGGUAAGCUUCAUAAAGGGAGGCAUCAAAGUCCGAAACAGUUACCAAACAUACAGGGAGCUGGACAGUCUCAUACAGUCCCCACAUUAUGUCAAAGGAGAGAACCAUCUUCAUUUUGAGGGAGGUGUAAAACUUGGAGUUGGAGCAUUUAAUCUGACGUUGUCCAUGUUCCCUGCACGGAUCCUGAGAUUACUGGAGUUUGUUGGAUUUUCUGGAAACAAGGAACAUGGUCUGCUGCAGCUUCAAGAAGGAGCAUCAUCAUACAGCUUUAGGUCGGUGCUGUGUACCAUGCUGUUGCUUUGCUAUCAUACUUUCAUGACCUUUGUGUUAGGGACAGGAAAAGGAAAUGUUGAGGAGGCAGAAAGACUACUUAAGCCUUACUUGGCUCGCUAUCCAAAGGGAGCCAUAUUCCUGUUUUUUGCAGGCAGGAUAGAAACACUAAAGGGUAAUAUUGAUGCGGCAGUCAAUAGGUAUGAGGAAUGCUGCGAGGCUCAGCAGUACUGGAAGCAGUUCCAUCACAUGUGUUACUGGGAGCUGAUGUGGUGCUUCACCUACAAGCGCCAGUGGAAGAUGGCUUUCUUCUAUGCAGACCUGCUGAGCAAAGAGAACACUUGGUCAAAGGCUACUUAUAUUUACAUGAAAGCUGCUUAUCUCAGUAUGUUUGGACCAGAUGACUGCAGCCCUUUUGGAGACAGCGAAGCUGAAUUAUUUAGGAUUGUUCCCACUCUGAAACUGAAAAUUGCAGGGAAAUCUCUGCCUACAGAAAAGUUUGCAAUUCGGAAAGCGCGACGGUAUCUUUCUCCAAACCCUGUUCCUUUGCCUGUUCCACCUUUGGAAAUGAUGUAUAUCUGGAAUGGCUAUGCUGUAAUUGGAAAAUGUCCCAACUUAACAGAAGGCAUGUUAGAGACUUUAAUUGAAGCAGAAGAAGCAUUGGCAAGAAGUUCAGCUACAGAAUUACUAGCAGAUGACCGGUGUGUGAUAAAGCUGUUAAAGGGAUUAUGCCUCAAGCAUUUGGGCAAGAUCUCAGAAGCAGAAGAACAUUUUAAUUACAUCUAUUUAAAUGAGAAGAAAAUAAAAUACGAUCAUUAUCUAAUUCCAAAUGCCUUGCUGGAGUUGGCAAUACUGUAUCUAGACCAAGAUAGAAGAGAAGAAGCAAUAAAACUUCUGGAAAAAGCAAAACAAAACUACAAGAAUUACUCCAUGGAAACAAGGACACAUUUCAGGAUUCAAGCUGCCCUGCACCAAGCCAAAUCCACCCCAGAAAAUGGAAUGCACUCUGGAGCCUCAGCAGUGUCGUAACUUUUUCUUCUUUGAUGUCCUGUUUGUUGCAAACUUUGGUGCAGAAAAUUACUGACACUUUAGAGUUAUUUUUCCCUCUCUUUCAAGUCAGUGAAAAGCCAAAUAACUUAAAAUUUUAAAGGCGAUGCAUAAAACGUUAAUCUCGUGUAACAACAUGGCAAAAAACCUCUCAAAACCAACCAUAUAACCCUGAAUAUUGUUUUUCCAGCAGUGGCUUUUUGAAUAUUUACAUCUGUGUCAUUCAGUUUUCAAUCGUGUGCCUUUUUCUUGCGUUUGCAACAUUAUGUUGUAGCUUUGCUUAGCGAGAGAGGGGAACAACUGAAAAAAAAACCCCAAACAACAAAACUUCAGGUUUCAUGGAUUUAAUCUCACUUAGCUCUAAAUGUUUGUUUGGAUCCAUGCUGCCAGCAGUUGAGAAGGAAGCAUCGCUUUUUCCCAGUACCUGCGUUGUUGGAAUGGUGUGAGAAAACCUUGGUGCACAUGGAACACAUUGGGGAGGAGCUCUGGAUCCUGGGCAUUUCUAGUUGUGCAUGGGAAGUUCCCUUUUACCAACUUUUACCAGUCACAUUUUGCUUCUUUAAAAAACUUGCUGGUGAAAAGAAUGGUCUCCCUUAUGCUGGUACCUUGACUUUAAUUUGGUUUUCCUGUCAAGUCUGCUGCUUGUAGCAGCUGAAUAAUUUACUGAGGAUUGUGGGGGAAAGGUGAUGACAGUAUAAAACUGCAUCACUUCUUCCUUGACCAUGCAGAGUUCUUAGAAAAUGUUUUUGCCACAGUGAACAUGAUCUGAAGUUCAUAUCAAAUUUAAAGCACAAGUCCUUGAAGGUCAUUUAAGAAACAGCAAUAUUGCUCUGGCUGCACAGCGAUACAGGGGUUCCUGUGACACUCCGUUCCUUAAGAUGGGUGUCCUUAGGGCUGCCCAACUGGAGAUGUCCAUGUUGAAAGAGGCCGAUGCUUCCUGUGUGAAGAAGCUGGGGCUGGAGGAGGUUCCCUUGGUGCAAAGGAGCCCUUUGUCUUUUUGCUCUUCACUGAUCUUUUGGGAGAUUUUCCGUGUAACUGGCUUUGGGAGUAGAGCAAUGAGCUGGGUCUGCUUUCCAAUGCUGGCUGCCAUGGAACUGCUGCAAAACUGCUGAAGUUAGUUGUAACACAGCUUUGACUCAUAUUUAUUGUUCUUCAGGCUAGUUCUAUGUUUGUAAGCCUAUGGGUUUUUGGGGCACACUUCUACCUCCCUUUUGAAAGAGCUUCUUCCCCAUGACCCAUUCUGAUGGGUGGAGAUGGGAGGUCUUCUGACAGCCCUUUUUCUCCAAUGGAGAUGUUUGCCAGGAAGAUUCAUAUCUAUGUACCUCACAGUGAAUGUCCUUUCUAAAGUGAUUGUUCCCAGCAGAAGAGAAAAUCAACAGUUUAUAGCUCUGCUUUUACCUUCUCUAAGGAAAUUACAUUGUUUUAUAAUUGCAAAAUAAUAUGCAAGGAGACAGAACCACCUGUUCCUCAACAAGGAGAACUUGCAUUGUCUUAAAAACAGACACCCUUUAUAAAAGCCUUUCCAAGUCAAAAUCAUAGGUGAAGAAUGUGUUUUAUAAAGUGACUUUCUCAGAUAAAUUCAGUUCAGAUAAAUUUCUCAAUUCAGAUAAAAUUCAGUAUAAACAGUUACGCUAUUUACGUGCAGCACAUCAAAACUUCAGUGUAAAAACUCAGUCAUUCUUUGUAUAGAAUAAAAAUGUUUCUUGUUCUAUUAUUGCAUAUAACGCCUCUUCUUCUAGUUGUGUCCUUUUCAAAUAUUUUGGCAGCCUUAGCAUCUUCUAAGCAAGUAAUAAUGCCAUGUGAAAAUUAGCAUAAAUUUUACUUUGCAGAAAGUGAACAAUCCUUCUGAGUGUAGAUUCAUUUCUCAAGGCCACUGAAACCUCUUUGAAAUUUCACCCACAACAGAGUUUCCCCUGAUCAUAGAUACACUGCACAAAGGACAUACUAUGCAAUACACAGCCAGCUUCCCUGAUGCUUUGCAGCAAUGAAAAUCCCAAGAUUUUCCUAAGGUUUUCAUAGCCUUCAGAAGAUUUUCAUAGUCAGCUUUGGUUGAACACCAGCACCAGUGACAUUGUGGACCUGAUCUCCAGCUUCAGCUGAGGACUUUGUAGUUCACUGUGAUCUUUCACUCUUUUUGGUUCCCAAGCAAGAGGAAAUAAUCAACCUUCCUGAUGCAACAAGGAUUUAUGGACUAAUAAUAUGAAUUCACUAAAGGAAAGUAGCACCUUGCUUGCUAAAUGAUGAGUGGAAGGUCUGGUACGUUGCCACUGUGUAAGUUUUUCAAUGUGUUACAUUUUGAAUUGCCCACCAUGACUUUGCUCAUCAGUUCACUUCAUUUGGUGCUCCUCCGUGGUGGGGAUCACAAACUCCGUGGUGUCAGUCUGGGCUGGAAGGUCGAUGCUGGGAUUGUUUUUCCACUGCUCUUCCUGAGGCUACUGCAUUCUGCCUGGAGCAGCUUUCCAGAACAGGGAAUUGCUUCAUCAGCCUGGAGGUCCUGAGUGCAGUGAAUUGGGGAAAGCACAAGUGGUGUGAGUUCUCAAACAGCCUCAGAGUUCAGUGCGUUCACUUAGUGGAAAAUAGCGGAUAUUCUAAUGGAAUCACAAAUCAGAGACUGGAGCAUGGCCUAAGAUUCAGGAGAUGGAAGCAGUACUGCAGGAGCACUUAACUGCAGAAGGAGCACUACCUUCUGCUUUCAAAUGUUGAACUGAGUGAUACUUGAGAAACCUCGCUGUGUACCAGGCUUUAGCCAACAAUUGCCACAAUCAGCUCUUCCUGGUCCUCAGCAAAGCCAGAGAUGUUACCCAAAGACAAAAAUUACUAACUCAUAUGCCAGAAAAGAGCUCUCUGGACUUGGUAGGACCUUUAUCGUAAAACCUACAAACUAUAUUUCUUUUUCUAUGUAGUUUUUUUAUUAACACUGGUAAGUAGUUUCCUGCCAGUGACCGAGGAGGGGCAGAAAUUCAUACUCCUGGAUGUCUGCAGCAGUGGCCAUGUGAGAUAUUGCUGUCACCUGAAAGUGGUGCUGGGCAGGAAGGGAAAAGCAAUGAAAUGAGCAUCACUUUUAUCAUUAGAUGUGUUAUGUGGAAUCCCGGUAUGUAGGGUCUCUCCUUAAACUGAGGGGGCAGAUGAGCUGAAAAGCCAGCAGCUCCCACUGAGGUCCAAUGAGGUGCAUCUGCAUCAACUCCCAGCUCCUGGAAAUAACAGGAGAUGAGAUAUAACCUGUUGGAUCAAGAAGGGUGGGCUGAAGCUGAACCUGGUCACAGGUUUUCUCGAUGAUUAGAAGAGAUUUUGAUGAAGUCACAAACAUGAUACAACUACUAUUAUCUUGAAACACCCACUUAUGAUUGCUCAACUAAACCAGUGGCAUAGGAGCCUGCUUUGAUUACUGAUAUGCAGUCCUAUUGUGAACUACAAUUAGCACAUGCUGUCAUGGAUGGUUAGUUUAAAGAUUGUCCCCUCCUAACUGUGCCUGGCCUCAGGUUGUUUACAAAUUCAAAACUUGGCUUAGGAAACUGCAUUUUAUAAAAUAUAGCAGCAUAGAGCAGGAUCAUAUCAAGCAUUUCCUCCCAUUUCACACUGGUUUUGGAAUUAAAUUCUAUACUGAGUGCCUUGGUAUUUUUAGUUAUCUGCAGCCUAGGUCCAAGGCUACUAAAAGCUCCUGGGCUGACAGCUGUGACAGCUUGUGUGCCUCUGGCAGAACAGAAGGAUCAAGCAAUGCUCUUCUGUAGGAGACAAGGCUUUCCUAGAGGUCAGCCCCAGAAUACAAAAGCACUCUCAUGGCUUUAAAUACAACACUCAGCCUCCAGAUGCACCUGCAAGAUGCAUUGCUUUGCCUUCUUAAGCAUAAAAACAUGGCAGCAAAGCAAAUGUGUAUGAAAUGACCAAAGCAACACAUUCAACUCAGUUCGCCCUCUGGGAGGAAGAGGAGAAGAUAAAGAGGUGAGUCAUGUUGUUUGCUGCUGUACAGGAAAGUGGUUAAUGGUUGGAAACGUCACUGAUGAACGAGAUUGGGAAACCUGAACAGACUAGAAAUGAACUUGCUUCUUUUCUCAUUAUGUUCUGCAAAUACAUUUUGGUGGUAGAUUAUGUGCAAAGCAUGUACCAGCAAGUGUUUUAAUUGAAUGAUUUGUCAUCUUAAAGCAUCUUUAAGAUGCUAUCUAGGUUUGCUUCAGGUGUUAAAAAAAAAAAGUCACAAAUACUUUCAUUUAAAAACAUGCCCAGUCAAUCCCUGUCUCCAAGAUUUAUGAACAGCACAGAGCUAAUAAAUACCUGCAUUGCACCGUGGUAAAGUUCUGCAUGGCGUUUGCUCAAAUUCAACCAUGCCUCUGUAGGACUGGGCUCCAUUAUUUUCUGGGGUUUUUAAAUCUCUAGACCUACUUACCUUUAUUGCUGGCUAAAUGUUUAUUUAGAAUUAUGCACUGCAGUGAAGCCUACCUGCUUUCUCUCUCCUUGACUAUUUUACAGAAAGAAUACAAAACAGAGCAGUCAUAACCCUCUGUGUGUUCUUUAUGGGCUGAUUCAACUAAAAAAAAAAAAGAGAGAAAAAAGUUUAUCUCGUGUUAGACAAGUACAGCAACAGCAGUUUUAGGUCUGUGGCCUAAAAGUACCAUAGUGAUGUGGUGAGAAAGAGAAGAUAAGUAGAGGCUGCAAUAUUCUGAGCGGUUUUCCUCUCACUUCCUUUUAUCCUGCAGCACACAGGGUGUGGAGGUGAGGAACAACUUCCUUAGUGCAGGAGCUCUCCAGGCUGCUUGCCUGCAGUGCUGGAGCCCCGGGGGCCGUGCUCAGUGUCCACAAUGUCACAGGUGCAGUUCUACAAUGAGCUGCUGCUUGUGAACGUGGUGCUUUUCCUGGGGUUUUGGUGAAGGUGCUGGUGUGAGGUGCCUGAAGCUGCCUCUGCUCCUGUAUCUCUGUCGGUCAGUGGAGCUCAGUAAAUCAUUGUGGGGAGGUGAAGCAACUCUGGAGGGUCACAGAACAUAGGGAUCAUGUUCAAUGUCAUCUUCAUCUGCUGUCAUCGCUCCCAAGGUUGCACAGCCUCUGUUGGGCAGCUGCAGAUGUUAUUUUUAGAAGCAGACAUCAGGGACAGUUAGUGUUUUGGUAUUUCAGUCAUAGAAUGAUACAAUACCAGGUUGGAAGGGACCUCAGGGUCCAACCUUUCUUGCCAAAAGCCCAGCCCAGGCAAGGUGGCCCAGCACCCAGUCCAGCUGAAUCUUAAAAGUGUCCAGUGUUAGGGGAUCUAACACGUCUCUGGGGAGAUUAUUCCAAUGGUUUGAUUGUUACUGUGAAAAAUUUGCUUUGGCUUUUGUUCUUAUGGCUUGUGCAUACCUGGGUCGUGGGUUAGGUUUCCAUUCUCUGAUGCUGGGCUCAGCACUGGUAUUUCUAAGGAACAGCAGGAAUUCCAUGCAUGGUGCCUUUGCUAAAGGUCUAUCAGUGUCUGAUCUGUCACACACACACACAGAAAGCAUAUAUAGAUAUACACAAAACAUCUCUGUAUGCAUACUCACAGUGGUAGCAGGCUCUGUAGCCAAAGCUUUUUGAAAAGUUUGUCUGUCAUUGUGCAGUGAGAACCCGACCAAAGUGCAUCUGGGGACUAAAAGUGGGGCCAGGAAAAGUGCUCGGUGUGGGCAGCCAGUGAUGUGUGCGGUGAAUGGAACAUUCCCUGUUGUGAGCAGAGGUGUUGAAAUGCCUUAUUUGAAAUAAAGACAAAUGUUUUGGAGGGGUUGGUGCUGCAAAGAACAGGUUUAUGAAGUUACUGCUGCUUGUUUUCCAACUGAGAGGACAGGGGAGGGCUGGGGGCUCUUCGUGUGCAGUUGGUGUGGCUGGGCCCCUCUUGCUGAGUAAGCACAUACCUCUGUGCUGGGAACACAGACAGCCUUUUGCACAAAGAAUUUUUUCAUUAUAGACUCCUCUCUGCAGCUUUUCUUAGCAAAGUAUCAGUGCAGAGUGGAUGUUGUAAUAAAUCAGUUGCUAGCAUGAAAAUGUAGUUAUUUCUUUUGCUUAAAUCAAAAAGAUGCUUUUGCAGAGUAUGUUUAAACUGUUCUUUUAUCACAAGGCAUUAACUUUGCAUUUCAUACCAAGGCUUCCAAAGCCCUUGAACUCUUAUCCCAGAACAGGUUUAAAUGCGAGAUAAUCUGCAAAGGAUGGUUAGCAUAAAUUAUAUUCUUCAAAGUUAAGUGCUAUAUAAAAGCAGAAGUUAAUCCUUGAAACUAAUUUUUAUUCUGGGUAUUAAGUCAAGAAGGGUUCUUCUGAACAGACUUUAUUCAUGUGGUUUAUAGGUUGUCAGCUAGAAUGUAUGCUUUUAAUAAAAUGUGGUGUCUGUAACAAACUGUGUAUGUAUCAGCUGGCAUCCACUUUGUUUCUGAGUCCAUUUUAAUCCAGGAUUUAACUGCUGAGAGGCCCUGUACAUUUGGUUUCAGCCAUGUUGUUACUUAUUUUACUGACACUCUAACUCAAAGGAAUCUUCAUCUUUACCACGAUUGCACAAGGACAGGAAAUGUCAAAGCCCUGAAACUGUGGCAACUGAAGUAAGUUCAGGUAUUUCCUAAUCCCUUAUCCCAGAAAUGUACCCUCCUGCCACUGCAAAAGGACACUGUCAGCCUUCCAAACACGGAAUUGCUUUCAGCCCUGGGGAACUGCAAGACUGUAGGAACUUUUAAACCCUUUUGUGGCUCAAACCCUUCUACACCACCAGCUCCUCACAAAGAAAUUCUCUGGGCUGGCUUUUUUUGCUUUUUUAUGUAUUUUAUGAUUCUCUCCCAGAUUUACAUAAUGAACUGCCAACAGGUAAUGAGGAUUAUCAUCCUUAGAUGGGAAAUGAUUAAAGUGGUAAUUCCUGUAGCAUGCAAGAGGCAUCUGCAAACUCAGGUGGUUGCACACAGUAGCUGUAAGAGGGGUUUUUGUUUUGUUGUUUUUUUCCUUCAAAUCACUUUGCAGGCAUUUUCCUAUGGGCCUGCCCACCCCAAAACAUCCAGCCCUGGCAUAAGAAGGGCUAUGGGUGAAGAGGUUCAGGUGAGUCAGAGCCAGCCCUUCCCAGCAGGCUCUGGUUGGGAAACAGCUGUGCUGUAAAUGGACUGAAUGUGUUUGAAGUGUGAGUAAUUUAUUAGACUACUCUGAGACAGGAGGUAAAUCAUCUUAUAGAUGGUAGAAUUAAGACACAGUUCUGGUUCCACAACUGGAGCUAAAAUUAAGGUUAUACAUUAUUUUGCAUUAAGUUCAAAUCAGUUCUUUGAAUUAGAAAUCAUCCAGAACAGCACUGCACCUAAAAACUUGAAAAAUCAUUUGAUUUAUUUGUUAUAUUUACAUAUUUGUCUUUAAGGUAAAAUUUAAACUUUUUGGAACGUUUUUGUGUAAUCUGCUCUAGGUUUAGCCCUUCACACCUUUUUGCUAUUUAACAAGUAUUUUAAUGAAAGGAAUUUCUUCCCUUAGCCCAGUAAGUGUAUCAGUGUUAAAAGUUCAGCUGUACAGAGUGCCUAGGAAAGCAUUCAGCUCAGUAAUCCAUCACUUCCUUUCUUUUAAAUCUUUCUUAAUCAAGUCUUGUAAUAAAUAAAGACUAAUACCACCAUGACAACACUGUUUUUUUCAAAUUGUUCAUUUGCCAGUUUUAACAAGAUAAAGAAAUGAAUACUUAAUGUGGACAUUGUUAUACCAAAAAAAAAAAAAAAAAAAGAACCCAACCCCUGAAACAAACAGACAAAAAAGGAGGACACAAAGGAACACACAUGGAAUGAUGAAAAGGAACAAUGAUAUUGCACAACUUCAGGUCUCUCUUCCCAGAUUUUGAUCCAUGUAAUUAAGUAUGUAUGAAUUCAGCAAAACAUUGUGUCCAGAUAAAUAGAUAAAUGUGUGGCCAUUUGAGUGAAUCUAGAACUGCAGAGUGUUUUCAGUUCCUUCUGACUGCUCCUUGGAGUUCUUCUCUAAGGGAGCAGGGUGCUGUCAGCUGCAGGGAUAACAAACAAACAUGUUGACUCCAUUUUGCUGACCAGUUAUCCGUAACCUGCACAAUUCCCCUACACUGUAAAUGCAGUAAGUCCACAGAGGACUUGGGUUGUUAAACACAACUUUUUGUAUCAAGUACUCAAACUGUAGCUGAAACACAAUCAAGAACAUCCCCAAUUUGCUGUGGUUAACUUGAGAUUGCUUCUCAGGGUGGCACUGAAUGUAUAAAGGUCACAGUAGGUACAUCAAGGGGGGGAAGAAAAAAGGAAAAAAAUCAUGCUAAGUGGAAAAAGGUCUUUACAGCUACAACCUUUGCCAGAGCCUCUCUUAACAAGCACAUACUGUUUGCUACAGGAACCAGCUAAUUGUGUCAUUCUGGCUAUAGCAGGACUGUUUGCCCCCUCCACUGCUACUCUUGACAGUCUGGGUUUAUAUAAACUUUGCAUUUAUGUGCAGAACAAAGUCUAAUUCUCUCCUCUAUGAGUUCAUUCCUGUUUGGUGGACUGGUGUGUCAGCCAGCAGGGCUCAACAGAUACAUUUAAUACAGGAGACUGAGAUACAGUAUGUUUAUUCUUAACUUCUGAUAACCUAAGGACUACAAGAACGAGAGAUGCAGUAUCCAUUUGCUAUGAUCCAAGACAACCAUCUUUAGGGAGAAAAAAGUAGAAUAAGUGAUCAAUACUAACACUACAUUAGUUCCAAAUAUAUAUAUUUUUUUUUUCAGUUAUGGCAGCUUAACUAUUUAUUGUUCAUCCGGCCCACUUUUAAUCUGAUCAAGUUAAAGGUCACAUAUUAAAGUUUAAGGACUGUUAUUUCAUCAAAACCAAAGGAAGUUAUAAAAACCCAUGAAACCAUAGUUUCACUGUAGGUCUUAUAUCUUCAUAUUCUGUAUCACUAGUAGAAAAGGGAUAAUGCAUCUCAGUUUGCUUACAAGCUAGGAGAUCACUUUGAAGUCUGCAUAUUCCUAACUGCAAACAAAAUAUAGCACUUUUAACAGGUUAUAAAUAAACUGGUUUUCAAGCAUAGAGCCAGCCCAACAAUAACAAUACACUAUUAAAAAGACCUAAGGCAAUGAAUUCCAUCUCCAAUGAAAAAAAAAAAAAAAAGAAAAAGAACUGUGCAAACAAGCUUAAAACUAUUUCUUUGUGCCAGUGUUAUAAAAUGUAGAUUUCAAUAAA
This is a messenger RNA of Pseudopipra pipra, 11029 nucleotides long. It is a transcript of the gene TTC39A, whose product is annotated as tetratricopeptide repeat domain 39A. Gene Ontology annotation, molecular function: protein binding. The transcript has 18 exons. Bases 174 to 1901 code for a protein of 575 amino acids. NCBI's taxonomy places the organism in Eukaryota, Metazoa, Chordata, Aves, Passeriformes, Pipridae. The record is from RefSeq and is a predicted model, not a curated record.